AUGGGCCAGAACCAGUCAGGCCUCGGUGGCCCCGGUGGACCACCAGGCGACGGGGACAAGAAAAAGGGCGACAAGAAGGAUAAGCCAAAGUACGAGCCGCCACCACAAACACAGCGCAUCGGCCGCAAGAAGAAGAAGGCCGUGGGUCCCAACGCCGCCGCCAAACUUCCCACCAUCUAUCCGACCGCAAGAUGCAAGCUGCGAUAUCUGCGCAUGCAGCGUGUGCACGAUCACUUACUGCUGGAGGAGGAGUUUGUGGAGAAUCAGGAGCGGAUACGCAAGGCCAAAGCAGUGCAGAACCAAGCACCUCAAACCUCCGGCGGCGACAGCGAUGCUCUCGACCGCAACGCCGAUGAGAGAAGUCGGGUCGAUGACAUGCGUGGCUCUCCCAUGGGGGUUGGUAAUCUCGAGGAAAUCAUCGACGACGACCACGCUAUCGUUUCCUCCGCCACCGGUCCGGAAUACUACGUCUCCAUCAUGUCUUUUGUCGAUAAGGAUCUCCUCGAACCCGGCGCUUCCAUCCUCCUGCAUCACAAGAGCGUGUCCGUCGUGGGGGUAUUGACAGAUGACGCCGAUCCGCUGGUGAAUGUGAUGAAGCUGGACAAAGCCCCGACUGAAUCAUACGCGGAUAUUGGUGGUCUCGAACAGCAGAUUCAAGAAGUCCGCGAGGCCGUCGAACUUCCCCUCCUACACCCCGAGCUCUAUGAAGAGAUGGGUAUCAAGCCUCCAAAGGGUGUAAUUCUCUACGGUGCACCCGGUACUGGAAAGACUCUCCUCGCCAAAGCUGUUGCCAACCAGACAUCUGCCACCUUCCUCCGCAUUGUCGGUUCAGAGUUGAUCCAGAAAUACCUUGGAGAUGGACCGCGUCUCGUGCGCCAACUCUUCCAAGUCGCUGCCGAACACGCUCCUUCCAUCGUCUUCAUUGACGAGAUUGAUGCUAUUGGAACAAAGCGUUACGAGUCCACCUCUGGUGGUGAGCGUGAAAUCCAACGUACCAUGCUUGAACUCCUCAACCAGCUCGAUGGUUUUGACGACAGAGGAGAUGUCAAGGUCAUCAUGGCAACAAACAAGAUCGAGACUCUCGACCCAGCACUCAUCCGGCCUGGACGAAUCGACCGAAAGAUUCUUUUCGAGAACCCCGAUCAAAACACUAAGCGCAAGAUCUUUACCCUGCACACCAGCAAGAUGAACCUCGCCGAAGGUGUUGAUUUGGAGGAGUUUAUCGGGCAGAAGGAUGAUCUCAGUGGUGCCGAUAUCCGUGCUAUCUGCUCUGAGGCUGGUUUGAUGGCGUUGAGAGAGAGGAGAAUGAGGGUCAACAUGGAGGAUUUCCGAACCGCCAGGGAGAAUGUCAUGAAGACCAAGACCGAGGGUGAGCCGGAAGGCUUGUAUUUGUAG
Messenger RNA from Ramularia collo-cygni, 1395 nucleotides. Its product is annotated as probable 26S protease regulatory subunit 6B. Gene Ontology annotation, biological process: proteasome-mediated ubiquitin-dependent protein catabolic process. Lineage: Eukaryota; Fungi; Ascomycota; Dothideomycetes; Mycosphaerellales; Mycosphaerellaceae. Bases 1 to 1395 code for a protein of 464 amino acids. Gene Ontology annotation, cellular component: proteasome regulatory particle, base subcomplex. Gene Ontology annotation, molecular function: proteasome-activating activity; ATP hydrolysis activity; ATP binding. The transcript has 3 exons. The record is from RefSeq and is a predicted model, not a curated record.